Hyaena hyaena (striped hyena) is the source of this 1420-nucleotide messenger RNA. RefSeq names its product retinol dehydrogenase 8 (gene RDH8). The transcript has 6 exons. Bases 1 to 939 code for a protein of 312 amino acids. Gene Ontology annotation, biological process: estrogen biosynthetic process. NCBI's taxonomy places the organism in Eukaryota, Metazoa, Chordata, Mammalia, Carnivora, Hyaenidae. The record is from RefSeq and is a predicted model, not a curated record. Gene Ontology annotation, cellular component: cytoplasm. Gene Ontology annotation, molecular function: estradiol 17-beta-dehydrogenase [NAD(P)+] activity.
AUGGCCGACGCACCCCGGACUGUAUUGAUCUCAGGCUGCUCGUCGGGAAUCGGCCUGGAGCUCGCGGUACAGCUGGCUCAUGACCACAGGCAGCGCUACCGAGUGGUGGCCACCAUGAGAGACCUGGGAAAGAAGGGGACACUGGAGGCAGCUGCUGGAGAGGCUCUGGGGCAGACCCUCACCGUGGCCCAGCUGGACGUAUGCAGUGACGCGUCAGUGGCCCAGUGUCUCAGCUGCAUCCAGGGAGGGGAAGUGGACGUGCUGGUGAAUAAUGCUGGAGUGGGCCUGGUGGGGCCCUUGGAGGGGCUCAGCCUCGCUGCCAUGCAGAACGUCUUUGAUACCAACUUCUUCGGGGCUGUCCGCCUGGUCAGAGCUGUGCUUCCUGGCAUGAAGAAAAGGAGAAAGGGCCACAUUGUGGUGGUCAGCAGUGUCAUGGGACUGCAGGGUGUCGUGUUCAAUGAAGUCUAUGCAGCCUCCAAGUUCGCCCUGGAGGGAUUCUUUGAAAGUCUGGCUGUGCAGCUGCUGCAGUUCAACAUCUUCAUCACCCUGGUGGAACCUGGCCCAGUGGCCACUGACUUUGAGGGGAAGCUCCUGGAGCAGGUUUCCACAGCCGAGUUCCCAGACACUGACCCUGACACCCUGCACUACUUCCGAGAUUUCUACCUCCCGGCCUCCAGAGAGCUCUUUCGCUGCGUAGGGCAGAGCCCACAGGACGUGGCCCAGGUCAUCGUCAAGGUCAUCGGCUCAUCCAGACCACCCCUGCGCAGACAAACCAACACUCGCUACACUCCGCUGGCUGCGCUCAAGGCUGUGGACCCCUCCGGGAGCCUUUACGUGCGCACCUCCCACCAACUGCUCUUCCGCUGGACACGCCUCCUCAACCUUGGCCUCCGAUGCCUUGCCUGCGGCUGCCUCCGCAUGCGAAUAUGGCCCCAGUGAGCAGAGCUUCACCCAACCCUCUCUACCCCUGCACAGCCCCUUUGGCUCAAACUUAUCUCACAGGCCAGUACAGACUCUUCAUUCAUUCAUUCAGCAAACUCUGCCUGACCUGCUCUGUGCCUGGGCAUUUCUGGGACCCCAGAAAUCCCUCAGUCCCCAGGCACACACACACACACACACACCCAUGGUCAGGGCCGGGGCAGAAAGAGGGACCCUUGAACCCUGGGCUGAGGAACCCAGAGUAGGGAGCUGGAGCUGUGUCUGGGAAGGCAAGAUAGGCUUCCUGGAAGAGGGGACAUUGUUGCUGGACCUUGAAAGACGGAAUAGACUCUGCCUCAUUCAACCUCUGGACUUACAUUAUCUUGGAUGUGAAAAUACAAGGAUGAUCUAAAAUCCCCUCCACAUAGAACUGAGGUGACUAAGGGGUCUUCAAGACUUUUCUGGUCACACAGCCCACCAGCAAAAUGUUUCAUGCGCUCGC